AAAUAUACAGUCACUCUCACUGGUAGAGAAAUAUUUUAUCUCAAAAUAAAUUAAUCCAACAAAAAACAUAUUAUUUAUACUAAUACAAUUGCUUAGAGAAAACAAAAUAUUUUCUCCAAAGAUUGAUGACAAAAUGAUUGGCAAUGGUAAGGAUUCUUCUGUAAAAAGUCAAAAAGGAAAUCUUCAUUAACAUUCUGUAAACUCUUUUAUAAGUAUCUCUAAAUUUCAUCACCUACUACACGCAGACUUAUACACAAAGCCCACAAACAGCAACAUCAAACCGCAACAUCCUACUUUGCUGACAAUAUGCAUCCUUUCCCACUCAAAGUAGUUUACCUUUUAGCCAGUUGUGCAGUGUUAAACAGUCUGAUUUUGAUACAGAUGCUAAGAAAAUUAUUAAUCUCAAAUGAGUCUUGAGCUGAGAUCAGACCUCCCCCAGAACCUAAUCAGACAUUACUUAUUUUGAAUUACAUUUGAAACAAAAUUGUUACAUUAACUGUAGGGAAAGAAAUACAGUAUUUAAUCACAUUAAUGAGGUAAAUAGUAUUUCAUUAUAAUAAAAUAUUAUUAAAAAAAACAACAACAAUUUAUUUCAGGCGAGUGACAAAUUAAAGGAAAAACCAACAUAAAGUGUCCCAUUAAGGUGUUGGGCCAACCCGAGCCAUCAGAACUGGUGUAAAUUCUACAAGUCCCCAGUACUCUACUGGAGGGAUGGAACACCCUUUUUCCAAAAGAUAUUCUCUCAUUUGGUGUUUUGAUGAUGGUGGUAAAAUAGCCUACAGCCUAUUAAGUAGAAUAGCCUAUAGAACAGCUGUUUCAAUAUGCUUUAUAAAUGCUUCCCGCCAAUGUAAUAUAGAAAUAAAAAAGUUUGUGCUGAAUAAGUAUGUCUUUUGAAAUGCAUGGGCUAGAAUCAAGCUGUUUUUGAUGACUGAGGGAGACUAAUCAGAAUAAACCUAACCUGGCAAUUGGAUGCACUGUGGAAAGUGUGAUUGUUUAGUCAAAUGACAAAACCAAAGACUAACUACUUCUCCAUAGGGAGAGGCAAAAAUAGGUGGACUGCAGCUGUAUUAUUAAACUCUGCUCAAUGCUACGGUACUAUAUUUAUUUUGAAGACCAGCUUGUUUUCUUGCAUGCAAAAGGUAGACAAAGAAGCAUGGUAUGGGUUAGCUAAGGCGAAGAUUUGCUAGCACAAUAUGUAUGAUCGGAGCUUGAGUGGAGCCAGCCUGCCUGUCUCACAAUCCCCGGCGCGCAGCCUGCAAGCUGGUAUGGGCUGUGUGGUGCGAAUUUUCCAUUUCAAAACAGAACAUAUAUGAGUAUCUAGUGCCGCUAAUAUUAUAUUUCCUUAUCAUAGGCUACCUAAAUAAGUAAAAAUGAACUACAAGUUGUUCAUGCAUAAACACUGAAGGAAUAACACCAGUGUUUAAAGCAAUGUACUUUGUCUCUUGUGCUAUCUGUGAGCAUCUUGUUUUGUCUGUUCCCUGUGUUUUUUCCUGUUUGUUUUUAAUCAUUGAACCUAAACUGUAUGUGUAAACAUGUAUAUACACAGGGCCCAGCUCUCGAAGAGUCCUUGGUCUCAGUCUGUGUUCCUUGUUGAAAUAAAGGUUUAAUAAUAAUAAGUUCAUGUCAAUGUCACCAGUGGUUGAAAAGGUGAGUACAGAUCCGAGUUACCAAUGGUCGAAACACAAGACCGGGACUAGGGGACUACAACACCGCAACAACCCACUAUGGGGAUGGAGAUAGACUACCAACCAGAUGACUCAGCGGUCUCCUUGUUUGAAGAAGACUGUAUUAAUCACAUGAAGGACAUGAGGUUGGAAGCAGAGGCGGUGGUCAAUGAUGUGCUAUUUGCUGUGGCCAAAAUGUUUGUGUCCUCAAAUUUGGAAAGUGGCUUAGAUGUGGCCUACAUUAACGUGGAAACUAGAGAGGGCAACCGCUACUGCCUUGAGCUUAAUGAAGCUGGACUAAGGGUGGUUGGAUAUGCUUUCGACCAGGUGGACGAGAGCUUGAGCACCCAGUACCAUGAAACAGUUUAUUCGCUGCUGGACACCCUAAGCCCAGAUUACAGAAAGGCCUUUGGGAAUGCCUUGCUGCAGCGAUUGGAGAGGCUGCAGCAAAAUGGACAAUGAAUGACAAAAUGUAACUAAUGAUGUGAGAAAUGGGUUGUAGGAACAUCUAUGUGCCCUCUGAAUACAAACAUAGCAACUUUCCUUGUCAGGUUAUUUACCAGACAUCUAGCUAUCUGGCUAUAAGUAUUUAACUACUACUAAUACUUCAGUAAGUGAAAGUUUCUCUCCUGGGUUCAUCCUGGUUUUUUCUGGGUAUCGUAUUUGUUAUUCGAAGAAAAUUGUGACCUUGUGUGUCUUUGACCAGGAUUAUAUUGUCAUCAUUCGCAUUCAGGUUUUGUUGCUUUUGUGAAUAACUGUCAAGUUUAUUGAUAAUACAAUGUUAGGGUUUAAUUACAAACCCAUCGAUCUAGUGCUACUAGUACUACAAAAACCCUGCUUACUCUGCUUUAGAGGAUUGCACCUAAUGGUGAUUUAUUCUCUGCUAUCCACUAAAAUAAUUAUGCUUGGUUUCUGUUGUGUAUAUCAGCAAGUGCAUGUCUCAUUGAACCACCAAAGAGAGAAGAAUUUAGACUUCUCAAAAUCCAUAAACCACUAACUGAUAUUUUUAGUCAUAAACUGCCUUAACAAUGGAACAUGGUUUGCACUUUGGUCAGAAUCGUAAAGACAUCGUAGCGUUGAGGCACCAAUAUACCCUGGGUUCAAUAACAGGAAGUGUCACAUCCAGUUGUGACCAGGAGGCUAGUGCAUAUUGCUCAUGCCUAAAGGAGUUGGGGACGGCUGCCUGCAAUGCCUUUUCUGGCUCAUUGCGAUCUAUUAAGGCAAGCUUAGUUUGGUCAUAGCCAAAGUGGUUUUCCAGUGGUUUGGUCUCCCUGGUUGAGAGGGCAGUGUGAAAAGAAGCUAUACAGAUUGUCAGGUAUGUCUGUGUACAUGUCUAUCGGAGUCUCCUGAGCCCGUUGCAGAACUACAAAUUGGACAGCAUGAAAUGGGAAUCCUUUUUUCCCCCCGGUACUCCGAUACAGAAAAUAUACAUAUUUGUCAUAUCAUUUGGCUAGAGCAAUGAAUUCAGGCAAGGUCUUGAGUUCUAUUAAAAAAAAUUUUUUUUAAUGAUGUGUCUAUCAUUAAACCCAGUAAAAUAAUAAAAUCUUCAAAAUAUU
Esox lucius (northern pike) is the source of this 3220-nucleotide messenger RNA. RefSeq names its product gsk3b interacting protein (gene gskip). The transcript has 3 exons. Gene Ontology annotation, cellular component: cytoplasm. Gene Ontology annotation, biological process: regulation of canonical Wnt signaling pathway. The record is from RefSeq and is a predicted model, not a curated record. Gene Ontology annotation, molecular function: kinase regulator activity; protein kinase A binding. Lineage: Eukaryota; Metazoa; Chordata; Actinopteri; Esociformes; Esocidae. The coding region runs from base 1725 to 2126 and encodes 133 amino acids.